AAAUCAUCUCUCUCAUCUUCCCUAUCUGUCUUUCUCUCCUACCGUUUCUUCACAAACAACCAAAGCGAACCACCACAGAAAGAAAAAACAAACAGCUUCGUGAUCGUCAUCAUCCUCCGCAAAAAAACCAAAAUGGGGAUCGUCGUCAAGUCAUUCAAAGAUCAAUUCUCCUCUGAUGAGAGAUUGAAGGAGUCGAGCAACAUCAUUGCCAAAUAUCCAGAUAGAGUUCCGGUGAUCAUUGAGAAAUAUUCAAAUGCAGACCUCCCUGACAUGGAGAAGAGCAAGUUCUUGGUCCCACGAGACAUGACUGUUGGACAUUUCAUUCACAUGCUAAGCAAUAGACUACAGUUAGAUCCAUCUAAAGCCCUGUUUGUUUUUGUACAGAACACACUUCCUCAAACAGCUGCUCGCAUGGACUCUUUGUACAAUACUUUCAAGGAAGAAGAUGGUUUCCUCUACAUGACGUACAGCACUGAGAAGACAUUCGGCUAACCCAAAAAAAAAGAUUCGUUGCUUUAAUAUUUGAAAAGCUCGUUUUCUGAAUAAUCCGUUUGUUUGACAUAUUAUUUGUGAAUAAUGAAUGUCAGCUCUUGUUAGCUGACCUUUGUACAGAAAAGCUAAAAAAAAAUUGACUUUGUAAAUUGUAUUCAAUAAUAAAACAAUGUGAUGAUAUGAUUCACACGAAA
Brassica napus (rape) is the source of this 686-nucleotide messenger RNA. RefSeq names its product autophagy-related protein 8h. Lineage: Eukaryota; Viridiplantae; Streptophyta; Magnoliopsida; Brassicales; Brassicaceae. The transcript has 5 exons. The record is from RefSeq and is a predicted model, not a curated record. Bases 133 to 492 code for a protein of 119 amino acids. Gene Ontology annotation, biological process: cellular response to nitrogen starvation.